Messenger RNA from Seriola aureovittata, 2109 nucleotides. RefSeq names its product insulin-like growth factor binding protein 1a (gene igfbp1a). Bases 188 to 979 code for a protein of 263 amino acids. Gene Ontology annotation, cellular component: extracellular region. The transcript is spliced from 4 exons. Gene Ontology annotation, molecular function: insulin-like growth factor II binding; insulin-like growth factor I binding. Gene Ontology annotation, biological process: regulation of insulin-like growth factor receptor signaling pathway. NCBI's taxonomy places the organism in Eukaryota, Metazoa, Chordata, Actinopteri, Carangiformes, Carangidae. The record is from RefSeq and is a predicted model, not a curated record.
CUGAUGCGUCAAACACUCACAGAGGACCCGGCUAUAAAUACGGCUGCGCGCAAGGCACAGUUAGACAUUUUCCCAAAAUCAAACGAAAGACACAACUGAGCAAGAACCGUGGGAAUCCGGCUCAUCCCUCUGAUUACCCUCCACCUUGCUCUACAUUUUGUUUUCUAUAUUUAUUAUCCAGCUCACAAUGUUUGCCAUGGGUGGAUUAUAUGUGCAGCACGUCGUGGUGGCAGCGGUGUGCUCCGUGCUGGCCACAGGGACGCUGGGGUCCCCGGUGGUGGGGCCAGAGCCGAUCCGAUGCGCCCCGUGUACUCCGGAGAAGAUGAGCCAGUGUCCAGCGGUGGCGCCCGGAUGCACCGAGGUGCUGCGGGAGCCCGGCUGUGGAUGCUGCCUCGCCUGCGCCCUGAAGGCUGGGGAGCUGUGCGGGAUCUACACGGCGCCGUGCGGCUCCGGACUGAGGUGCACCCCGAGACCCGGCGACCCCCGGCCGCUGCACUCCCUCACCCAGGGACAAGCCGUGUGCACGCAGAGCCCUGAGCCAGAGCCGACCCCCGAGCCCCAGACUCAAGAUCAGGGAGAGCCAGAGGCUGAGAUGGAGAACGCUGCCAUCGUCUCGGACCCCGGCUCCAGCCACUACCUCCCCGGCCACAGUAAGCCCUACGACCCGAGGGCUGCAGCGGACGCUCAGGAGAGCAUGAAAGCCAAACUCAUCGCCAUCCGCAAGAAGCUGGUGGAGCAGGGGCCCUGUCACCUGGAGCUGCAGAGGGCCCUGGACAAGAUCGCCAAGUCUCAGCAGAAACUAGGAGACAAGUUGACCAGAUUCUACCUCCCCAACUGUGACAAGCACGGGCUUUACAAACCCAAACAGUGUGAAUCCUGCCUGGACGGACAGAGGGGUCGAUGCUGGUGUGUGAUCUCCUGGAACGGCAAGAAGAUUUUAGGCUCGACCGACCUCCCUGCAGACGCCGAGUGUCCCUGAAGGGAUCAACCACUGAUUCAGAUCUCACACACAAACAAACACACACACGCACACACACACACAAAGAAGAAGAAGAAGAAGAAGCCACUGAUUUUUUUCCUUUUUGAUAGCUGUUUAUUUAUUGAUCUUGUCCAUGGUGGUGUUUAAUUCAGGUACACUGUCAUUUCGGGACUGUUCGUCCCCCUCACCCCACCCCCACCCCCCCUCCUUCAAACACCCGUCCCAAAGAGAAAAAAAAAUCUAUUUUUGUUUUUCUGAAAAAAGGAGAUUUUUUUAAUAUUGAUGCAUUUACUUCUACUCUUCAGCCUUAUUUAUUUCAAUUCUACUACUUUUUAUUUGUAAUUAUUUCAUGAGUAUUUAUAUAAUUUUUUUGCCUUAUUGUUAUUAUUAUAUUAUUAUUAUUUUUGUGAGUGUAUAAAGUGUAUAUAUGUAUCUUGGCCCUGAGUAACUCCACUGCUGAGUUGAGCUCGCUCUACCCUUAAGGAGUUGUCUGGAGGUUUGGUUUGGGACAAACCAAGCAAGAACAAAAAGCACUGAGUGACCAAAUGUCAUUUAGAAGAAUUUCUAAAUGUUGUUUUUAUGAUUCAUUUUCACAUCGUUGCCAUUAUUAUGUCCUUUUUUUGUUUGUUUGUUUGUUUUAUUGUUGUCUUUUUAUUUUCUGAUGUCACACAUGAUCAAAUCUUGUCAGUGAACGCAAAACUCUCAGUCGGGAAAUCCUUAAUACAGUCUCAGAAAACAUUUCCCAUGGUUCCAUGGGGCUGCAGAUAGCAUGACAGGAGGUGCCUCCCUGCGCUGCCUCUCAGACGGGUAUUUCUACAUUUACCUACCUCCAAUAUUUAUGUGUCUGCUGUCAGUCGUGUUGAUGUAUCUGUCAAAGAAAAGACUUGCUGUUUGACUUUACAAGUUGCCGUUCUCUCUGACCAAGAACACAUGACCACAAAGAGCGAGUCCGGCGGCGACCCGCGACGCGCUCUGCUCUAUCUACAUGCUGCUGUUGGAGAGAGAAAUAUUAUUAAUGUGAGUGUAUUCCAAAGUGACUAACUGCUCACUCGUGUGUAUGUACACUUUUUGUAAUUGAGAUGUAAUGUAAGAAAAAAAAGGUGAUAUAUUUAAUAAAAACAUUAACCUCA